GAAACUCUCUCUCCAGGUCAAGCUCCUCACCACAGCCCGCGGCCCCGCCGGCCUCUGCAGCCAGCCCCGACGGGCCAGGACAGCGACACGCUCAGAGCUCAUAUUUCCCAGCAGCCCACCAGUAGGUUAACUGAGCAGCGACUGCGCACCAGGACCUCGAGCACCGCCUCGGUCUUCACCCUGUGGGGUUGGCCCUGUCACCCCUGGUUGACAGAAGAGCCGACUAAGUUGCGCAUUCAGAGAGGAGCCGGAACUCAGCCCCAGAACCCAGCUCCCGGCCAGAGCUGUUACCUGUUAAGUGGACUGCUUUGUCCGGUGGUGAGCAGCCCGCCACUGGGAGAAUCCAAGCAAGACUGCCAUGGAGGAGCAUUCAUACUCAGACCCAGCAGAGUUCCCAAAGUUUUCCAGAAGGCGGCGAUGCUGUGGGCAGAGAAUGCAGCUGGCGCUGUUGGGGCUGGCGACCGUCCUGCUGUGGGCCGGGCUGCUGACCCUGCUUCUCUUCUGGCACUGGGACACCGUGCAGAAUCUGAGACAGCUAGAAGUAACCGCUGCCCGGAACGUCUCUCGGGUUUCCAAGGACUUGGAAAGACACAAUGGUGACCAGAUGGCCCAGAAAUCCCAGGCUGCCCGGGUAUCACAGAACAUGGAGGAAAUCCGAGCUGAACAGGAGAGAAUGAAAGCUCAGGACUCCGAGCUCUCCCGGAACCUGGACGGACUUCGUUUGGACCUGAGCAACCUCAAGUCCUUGAACUUGAACGAGAGACACACAGCCCUACGUUCGUUGGAAAGACUCCAGCAGGAGGUGCUGAAGCUGUGGAUAGAGCUACACACGUCCAACGCCCGGACCCCAGGGGUGACUCCAGGAGAGACGCUGCCACCCAUUCUGCCUAUCAUACCCACCGUGCCGGCCAUGGCGCCAGCCACAACACUCACCACAGUGCCAGCCACGGCGCCCACCACGGUGCCCGUCACGGCGACCACCACGGUGCCAGCCACGACGCCCACCACGGCGCCCGCCACGGUGCCCACCACAGCAUCCGCCACGGUGCCCACCACAGCUGCCCCCCUGAGCCUCUCCUCCACCCCAGGCUCCACCUGCAACACGUGCCCCGAGAAGUGGGUCAGCUUCCAGAGGAAGUGCUACUACUUCGGUGCGGAACCCAAGAGGUGGAUCCAGGCACGGUUCGCGUGCAGCAAACUGCAGGGGCAGCUGGUCAGCAUCCACAGCCAAGAGGAGCAGGACUUCCUGGCCAGACACGCCAACAGGAAGGGCACCUGGAUUGGCCUUCGGGACCUGGACAGAGAGGGCGAGUUUAUAUGGAUGGACAAGGAACCCCUGAACUAUAGCAACUGGCGGCUGGGGGAACCCAACAACGGGGGCCAGGGCGAGGACUGUGUGAUGAUGCAGGGCUCCGGGCAGUGGAACGAUGCCUUCUGCGGCAGCCGGCUGGACGGCUGGGUGUGCGACCGGCUGGCCACGUGCUGACCGCCCGCCCACCCCCGCCGCCCCCCUGGGGUUCACCGGGACGUGCUCCGAGACCCAGACCCUGACAGUCCCCGGCCCCCCUGUCCGGUGCACCCCCUGUGUCGCUCCCCCACCUCAGACGCAGGAACAGCCAGGCCCACGGAGAGGCUCUGAGGACCCUCAACUAUUUGUGGCUAAGGUCCCGGCCCCAUCUUCUCCCGCCCAAACGGAAGAAGGCCUGUUGACCUGUCCCUGGCUUCUGCCAACUCCCCGGAGGGCCUGUCCCUUGCUCCUCAGCCCAGCUGGCCGUCACCACGCCCCUGUCUUCCAGCGCUCAGAGUACUCGCCUCAGAACUUUCCGGGGAGCAGAGGUGGAUGCCUCGGGCCCCUGUGUGCUUCCCCUGCCGGGCCCCCCCACCGUCUGCUGGAGUCAGGAGUAGACCACGUCCCCAGCCCACCCCUGGCCACCCCAGAUGUAGCCCCCGUGUCCUAGCCCCCCAGGGAGAAGACCCCUGGCUCGGGCAGCCAGGCUCCCCCCCAGCACACGUCAGUAAAACGGGGUGAGGACAGCUGCUUCCCAGGGGCCUCGCUGGCUCCCGUCUCCCAAUGUGGGAGCUGCGAGUCCCAGAACCCUCGGCCCGAGGCCACCUCGGGGUGUCCAGAGCAACUGAAAUGGUAUUUGCACCUCCCCACUCCCCCGCACCCCGCACCCCCACUCCUACUUCAUUACAAGAAGCAUUUACAAGACGGGGCUGGAGAUGAAGAUUGCCGGGUCCAAAGCAGCAGACAACACCCCUAGAACACUGUAGGGCCGGGCAGGGGACGGCCUGAGCUUAACCGCCAGCCCGGCCUGCAGGCAGGAGGGCAGGAGCGCACACACGAGAAGGGCCCAGGAUGGGCCUAGUGCCCAGAAGGCACUCGGGAGAUGCGGACAGGCCCACGGGUGGCCUGGUCACCCGAUCCAAAGGUGCUGGCCCCACCCAGACGCGGGUUUUGGGAGGCGUACAUGUCACCAGCCCUAGGUCUGGCCAAGUCAGUCCCUGCACCCGAGGCUGAGGAGGGAGGCAGGCCAGGAUGCCGGGACACCCUGAAUUACACUCCCCGCCCGCUCACCCCAUCCCCAACUCCUGGUCUAGAACAAGAAGAACCAGACUGCUCCUGGGCUUCUCGGGCCCCCUAGAGAAUCCAUGAGGAGAGGCCCGCGCUGGACCACCUGGGACCUGGGAGUCAAGGGCCAGGCCGAAGGGGCUGGGGAAGGCACUAGGGUGGCCCCCGGGGGGUGUCCUGGGGCCACGAAGGGGCAGGGGUAGAGCUAGGCCUAGGUUACCUGUCAUCUACCCACUGCUCACCCGAUUUCUGCCUCCUCCAGACGCCCCCUUGGAACUCCAGGCCAGUGUAUAACUGCCUACCUGAGCUCUCCAAAGGGGACUCCCGGCCCCUCUGCCACUCAGGCCAACGACGGGGUCACACUCGGCACCUGUCACCCUCACUGCUCCCUCCGAAUCCUCAGGGAAUGCCAUAUGCAGAAUCUGCCCACUUCCCACCACCUCCAGCAACUGCUUUGGUGUGGCCCCCCAUCCUAGCUUGCCUCAAUCUCCUUCUUCACUGCCUCACACCUUCCAGAAGUUUCCUUCUGGAUCUGAGGGGGGAAAAAAGAAAAGAAAAGAAAAGAAAAAUCAAAGUCUUACAGGGUGCUUUGCAAUUGCAGAAUCCCUGCAGCUUGCCUGGUCUCCCCAGCUUCUCCUCCGCUCUCGCCUUCCCCAACCCCAGCACCUGCACCAGCCUCCUCACUGGCACUUACACAUGGAGGCUCGCUCCUGCCUCAGGGCCUUUGCACAUGUCUCCUGCCCCACUUACUCCUCAGUGGGGGCUAUCUUGCAUUCCCCUUCCCUCCCAUUUAAAAUGACACCCCAGACUCCGGAUCGCUUGUAUCUCACCCUACUUUCUCACGACACUCUUCCCCUUCCAAGAAAAUGUGUCAUUCACUGAGAGGUGUGUUCUUACUGCUCCCCCCCCAAACCCCACCGGCCUCCCACCCCAGGCUUGACUGUGACCUUCAGGAGAGCAGGAGCUUUUGCUUUGUGACCCCCGCACCUGGCCCAUAGUAAGUGUUCAAUAAAUAUCUGUCAAAAAGA
This is a messenger RNA of Mustela lutreola (European mink), 3600 nucleotides long. It is a transcript of the gene FCER2, whose product is annotated as Fc epsilon receptor II. Bases 359 to 1486 code for a protein of 375 amino acids. NCBI's taxonomy places the organism in Eukaryota, Metazoa, Chordata, Mammalia, Carnivora, Mustelidae. Gene Ontology annotation, molecular function: signaling receptor activity. The transcript has 12 exons. The record is from RefSeq and is a predicted model, not a curated record.